Molecule: messenger RNA, 1551 nt
Organism: Blastomyces gilchristii SLH14081
Lineage: Eukaryota; Fungi; Ascomycota; Eurotiomycetes; Onygenales; Ajellomycetaceae
Exons: 2
Coding region: 1-1551 (516 amino acids)
Source: RefSeq, a predicted model, not a curated record
AUGGCAGCAGUCUUGAACCAUCAACGAAAGAUCCUCACCAUCAACAGGCCCGAUGCCCCGCAAAUGAACCAAACCUUGAUGCAAGCCUUCCACGAUGCGCUCGAGAACAACCCCUCGGCAGACCUCCUAUCCGUUGUCGGCGCUGCGUAUCUGCGCGCUCAUCGAGUAGCACAAUAUAAAGAGCUUUCCGAGACUGGCUGCCUCAAUUUCCUAACUGUAAACAAUCUCCACGAUGAGAUCAACGCUCACCCCGAGAUCAACCUGCGGGAUUAUUUCCCGUCAGACUACGACCGUCGAUACAGAUGGCUAAUGCCAACGGCAAAGGCAGAGGAAAAGACUCUUGAACCACCACAGAAAAAGGAACCUAGCGACUGGCUCUGCGAGAAGCUUUCUAGAAUCGACACUGCCAGUAUACUUUACCCGCUAUCGAACCAGGCUACGGCGCUGAUCCAGAAGUAUUCAGUGGACAAUAGCUAUUCUUCUCCGGAAACCGCGCUGGCGGCGGCAAUGAAAAUGCUCAUUUUGCAUUCGGAAAGGUUGUUUGACCUCAGCAUUAGAGGAGUUGUGGUCAAGUGCGGUGAUGAGCUUGCAAUCAAAGUGUUCCCUAAUAGCAGAGAUCUCACGGAGUAUCACAAUCUCCAAUACCUUGCUGCCCAUGCUGCUGAGCUUCCGAUUCCUAGAGUCCACGGUCUGGUUGCUCUUGGGACGUUCCGUGCUAUGUUCAUGUCAUAUAUUCCAGGCAUCACCCUUGACAAGGCAUGGCCAAGUCUAUCCCAUGAAGCAAAAUUAUCUCUUCGGAGACAGCUGGACUGGAUAUUCGUUCAACUCCGAAGUUUACAACAACGUGAUGGACUGCAGCUAGGAGGUGUAGGUGGGGAAGGGGUUAAGGACUAUCGUAUCAUGGAAGUUUCUUCCAAAAAGGGUAUAAUCACAGCAUGGCAAUUUGAUGAGCUGCAAUUCUCUGCGAAACAUCGUGCAAGCCCUUCCUACGCCAAGCUACUUCGCUCCUUUUUGAAGAAGGAAAAUAAAUCUCUUCGGGGUUCAGUGUUUACACACGGUGAUUUAAAGAAAACAAAUAUCCUGGUCGAAAAAGAUCCUCGCAACGCGGACGCUUAUAUUGUAACUGGGAUUAUUGAUUGGGAGGAGGGUGGUUUCUAUCCCGAAUACUAUGAGUGCACGACGUUGUCAAAUGGACAGAGCAUUGAGACUGACGAUGAUUGGUAUCUCUAUGUGCCAGACUCCAUUUCACCCUUACGAUUUCCUAACCUCGAGGAUGAAAUCCUGGCAACUAUAAUCAGACACCUCGUUGCGGAUAGGUGUCUCUUGUGCGAUGAUUUUGACGGUCUCGACAUUGCUUGUAUCAAUCUCACACAGGGAACAGAGCUCGAUAAGGGAAUUCGAAAUGUUUGCGUCCGAUCGCGCUCGAACUUCAAUGAAAUAUUUCCGUCGAGCACCAAGGAGAUGAAUGAUGGUCUUUUUAGUUGUCUCUGCCGCAUCGAUGAACAAGCUCCAGUGCUUGAUGCCCGGGUUUUGGUAAAUGGCUACCCUUAG